Messenger RNA from Manihot esculenta (cassava), 2575 nucleotides. RefSeq names its product pentatricopeptide repeat-containing protein At2g17525, mitochondrial. The record is from RefSeq and is a predicted model, not a curated record. NCBI's taxonomy places the organism in Eukaryota, Viridiplantae, Streptophyta, Magnoliopsida, Malpighiales, Euphorbiaceae. Gene Ontology annotation, molecular function: protein binding. The coding region runs from base 599 to 2494 and encodes 631 amino acids. The transcript has a single exon.
UUAAGACUUGUUAUUUUGUUUAAGAGACAGACGUGAUAUGGCACGACACAACUACAAAUUGAAAUAAUGGGGUCGGAAAAUCCUGGGGAUCAGAGCCAGUUGCAACAGCAGUAGCACCCAUGCCUCAGAUUCCAGAAUCACCAGUUACAAAUCCAAAGUAAAUGUCCAGCCGCCCACCUUGUAAUCAACCCUGCCAGCCAAAUUCUGCUCGAGGCCCUCAGCUUCUUGACGCCCUUCUCCAGGUCCUGAGGCUCCUCGGCUCUAACCCACAUCUCUUGUGGAAUAAUCCCACUACAUCCCAUUAUCUUCAUGCAACUUCUCUCACCGGAUCUGCCGUAAUCCUUCAAAAUUAUCAUUCUUAUAAGUGCUCCAACAUCCUAUUUUUGUUUCACCAGAUCGUGGCUGAUGCAACUAUAAAUGCUGAUAAAACCAGCUUAUGCAAGCUUAAGCUAUGUGACUAAAAAUCCAAAAUAAAUUUAUCAACUGUUUCCUAUGUGGUUGGCAAGUUGGUAUCGGUUUUUAGACUGUAGGCGAUUCAACCAUUCGCCCGUUCGUGCCCCCCAAAUUUCCUCUGCGCAAUAACUUACUCGUUAAAUCCAUGCCCGACCUCUGCCCUCUUUCAAAAUUAACAACAGCUUAUCCCAGAUUACUUCUCAUCUUCCUAGCCAGACGCUUCUCCUCCUCAUCAUCAUCAACGCCACCCCUUUCGGUCCCAUCUCAUCAACACAUAUCCUAUCUAAUUUUAGACCAAAAGUCUGCAUCCCAGGCUAUCCAGACCUUCAAAUGGGCCGCACAACUCCCCAACUUCACUCAUUCACACUCCACAUAUCGGGCUCUGAUUCACAAGCUAUGUACUUUCCGUCGUUUUGAUACCGUCAAGCAACUGCUCGACGAAAUGCCCCACUCAAUCGGCUCUGUACCAGAUGAAGACAUUUUUGUCACUAUAGUUCGAGGCCUUGGCCGGGCUCGUAUGAUUCGUGAUGUUAUGCAGAUACCUGAUUUGGUUUCUAAGUUUGGCAAUAACUCAUCUUUGAAAGUAUUUAAUUCGAUACUUGAUGUUCUUGUUAAGGAGGACAUUGAUCUGGCUAGGGAGUUUUAUAGAAAGAAAAUGAUGGGGAGUGGCGUUCAAGGUGAUGAUUAUACUUUUGGGAUUUUAAUGAAGGGUCUUUGCUUGACUAAUAGAAUUGCAGAUGGCUUCAAGCUUUUGCAGGUUAUGAAGUCCAGAGGCAUAAAGCCGAAUGCUGUUAUAUACAAUACUCUUCUUCACGCUCUUUGCAAGAAUGGGAAAGUUGGGAGAGCUAGGAGCUUGAUGAAUGAGAUAGAGGAGCCUAAUGAUGUGACUUUCAAUGUUUUGAUAUCUGGGUACUGUAAAGAAGAUAAUGUAGUACAAGCUCUGACAUUGCUAGAAAAGAGUUUCAGCUUUGGGUUCGUGCCCGAUGUUGUUACAGUGACUAAGGUUGUGGAAAUUCUUUGCAAUGCAGGCCGUAUGAUGGAAUCAGUUGAGAUAUUAGAGAGAGUCGAGAGCAAGGGAGGUGUGGUUGAUGUUGUGGCUUAUAACACCCUGAUAAGGGGCUUCUGUAGACUAGGGAAGGUGAAAGUUGGGCAUCGCUUCUUGAAGGAGAUGGAGAGAAAAGGAUGCCUUCCUAAUGUGGACACAUACAAUAUAUUGAUAUCUGGUUUCUGUGAGUCUGGGAUGCUGGAUAUGGCUCUUGACAUGUUUAAUGAUAUGAAAACGGAUGGGAUCAGUUGGAAUUUUAAUACAUAUGAUACACUAAUCAAGGGUAUGUUUUCAUGGGGUAGCAUUAAAGAUGGGUUUAAGAUCCUAGAAUUGAUGGAAGAGUCUAAAGGUGCUUCUGGGGGUCGUAUUAGUCCUUAUAAUAGUGUGUUAUAUGGUCUUUACAAGAACAAUAUGUGGGAUGAGGCACUUGAGUUUCUAAUAAAGAUGGAAAAUUUAUUUCCUGGAGCUGUUGAUAGGAGCUUGAGGUUAUUAGGCUUCUGCGAGAAGGGUGAGAUUGCAAAUGCAAAGAUGGUUUUUGAUCAAAUAACUAGUGAAGGUGGAAUUCCAAACGUCCUUCUGUAUGAUUGCUUAAUUCAUGGAUUCUGUCAAGAAGGGUUUCUGCGGGAAGCGUUUGAGCUCAUGAAUGAGAUGAUUGGUCACGGUUAUUUUCCUGUUGCAUCAACAUUUAAUGCUCUUAUUAGUGGAUUUUCUGGGCAAGGAAAAGAAGGGAGUGCUUUGAAGCUUGUUGAUGACAUGAUUGGAAGAGGUUGCAUGCCUGAUAUAGGAAGUUACGGUCCUCUGAUUGAUGCUUUGUGUAGGAAGGGGAGCUUUCAGAAGGCUUUCAAUCUCUUCUUACAAAUGGUAGAAAAAGGUGCAACUCCAGAUUAUUUGACAUGGAACUCAUUGCUUCUUUGUCUUAGUCAACAAUCUAUCUGGUUAGAGAACUGGAAUAUAAUCCAUGUCGGUGAUAAAGUGGAAUGGAUAAUAAAGACAUGAUUUAUUAGCUAAUAGAAUUGCCUUGAUAACAAUAUGUUUGAAUUUCCUUAAUCGACAAUGACAUCAGAAUUAUCAUGUUGA